This is a messenger RNA of Trematosphaeria pertusa, 2497 nucleotides long. RefSeq lists its product as uncharacterized. Bases 21 to 2408 code for a protein of 795 amino acids. The transcript has 4 exons. Lineage: Eukaryota; Fungi; Ascomycota; Dothideomycetes; Pleosporales; Trematosphaeriaceae. The record is from RefSeq and is a predicted model, not a curated record. Gene Ontology annotation, molecular function: pseudouridylate synthase activity.
GUUUCUUCACACAGAGUGCCAUGGGGCUCAUUACACCGGCAAUUGGGAGGCCGCGCCUACCGCAGAGGAUAAUAUCUCCAUGUUUUGGAGCUAACAGGCGCUAUCUCACUAACAAUGGCUUCUUUCGCGUCUCGGAGGAGGUGCGGGAAGCUCUCAAUGCUAAUAAACCGGUCGUUGCUCUCGAAACGACGAUAUAUACUCACGGGUUUCCGUAUCCCGAAAAUGUGGCUCUAGCAUCGCUCCUCGAAAGCGUCGUCCGCGUCAAUGGCGGGGUCCCCGCGACCAUUGGUAUCCUUGAUGGAGUCGCACGCGUGGGCAUGAACCCCGAGGAGAUUAUACGGCUUACGGAAUCCGCCGGCAAGGAUACAACAUUGAAGCUCUCUCGCAGAGACCUGGCCCACGUAUGUGGUCUGCGAUUAGCUGGCAAGAAAUUCCACGGUGGAACCACUAUAGCAGGGACAAUGCUACUGGCACACUUGGCGGGCAUUAAGGUGUUUGGCACCGGUGGGCUCGGUGGAGUGCACCGUGGUGCAGAGUCUAGUAUGGACAUUUCCGCCGACUUGACAGAGCUGGGAAGGACGCCGGUCACUGUCGUUUCGAGCGGUUGCAAGAGCUUUCUAGACAUCCCGCGGACCCUUGAGUAUCUUGAGACCGAAGGUGUCUAUGUCGGUACCUUUGCUGAUGGCCGUAAGGGGAACGUGGACUUCCCUGCCUUUUGGUCCAGAGACAGCGGGGUGAAGAGCCCAACUACCAUCGAGAACGAGAUGGAGGCGGCUGCAAUCAUCCAUGCCCAGCAUUCGCUCCGUAUCCAUUCCGGACUGCUCUUCGCAAACCCUGUUCCUGAGGAGUUUGCGAUUCCAAAGGAAACCAUGGACGAAAUAAUCGAAGAAGCCAUAAGCCAAGCUGUCGCUGCAGGCAUCUCAGGCAAAGACAACACGCCAUUCAUACUCAGCAAGAUCAAAGAGUUGAGCAAGGGGAAGAGUAUUCCGGCCAACAGAGCACUCAUAGAAUCCAACGUCCGGCGAGCCACCAUCGUAGCCAGAGAAUUGGCGAUCUUAGACGCAAAACAAGACGAAGCCCAAGGACGCACUUCCUCGCGCUUCAAUCCAGCCUUGUCCAGUCCUGCCUCGACAGCAAAAGAGCGCUUGAGCAAUGCAUCCAUAUCACUCUCAGAUGCUCCUCCUGCCGCGCCAACAUCUCAAAUAUCACCAAAUCCCGAUAUCAUCGUGGCGGGUGCCCUGGCAGUCGAUUUCUCGUGCGACUACGCACCCUUACCGCACUCUCCUGACCAGACACACCCUACGCCACAAACCUCAAAUCCCGCCAUCAUCAAUCAAACAAUCGGUGGUGUAGCUCACAACAUCGCCAAAGCCGCCCACCUCCUCGGUGCUUCCGUGCAGCUCUACAGCGUAGUCGGAGACGACCUCGCCGGGCGCGCCGCCUUGACCAAGCUAAAAGACGAAGGUUUCAACGUGGAUGGCAUCGAAACUCUCCCUUAUCCAGACCGCACGGGUCAAUACGUAGCCGUCAACAACGCGAACAAAGACCUCACUCUCGCCAUGGCAGACAUGCAAAUCCUAGAAAAGGUCCCCUACUCAACCAUCGGCCACAUGUUCCACAAGAUUUCAGUGCAAAAGACGUCUCCACCUAAAGUCCUUGUCGUGGAUGCGAACUGGGAUGCUGACGCCCUACAUGAAUGGCUCUCAUUAAGCAGGUCCUGGCCGAACACCACGACUAUCUUCGAACCGGUAUCCACUGCAAAAGGUCUGCGCAUCUUCCCCGAGAACCUCCAUCAUGAUACCCAACACCCCUUCCCUCACCCAAUAGUUGAUAUCAUAACGCCCAACUCGAUGGAAUUGAAAGCUCUCUACGAUCACGCCUUCGAGCUUGGCCUUUUCGAUCAUCCCGUCUGGUUUGCUCUUGUUGACGCGCUCGGUAUCCCCUCCUCUGGCCUGCGUGUCCCUCUUGCGGUGACGACGACGUCUGCGCUCGUCGAUGAAGGGAUCCCACAACAAGCCGUCAAGCUCCUCCCUUUCUUCCCAACAAUCCUCACAAAGCUCGGCCCUGAGGGGGUUUUGCUCACCCAACUGGUCAGGCCAGAUGAUCCAGUGUUGGGCUCAGCUGAGGAAUCGCAAUAUGUCCUAGCGAGGAGCAAGAACGGGGAUGAAAGGGUUGGUGGACUGUAUGUGCGCCUGUUCCCUGCGGAGAAGGUGCUGGGAUCUGAGGAAGUGGUAAGCGUGAAUGGGGUUGGAGAUACGUUCCUAGGCGCGGUGGCUGCGGGUUUGGUGAAGGGGAAGAGGGUGCAGGAGGUGAUUCCAUUUGCGCAGAGGGCUGCUGCCUUGAGCUUGAUGAGUGAAGAGAGUGUGAAUCCAGAAUUAGAGAAGUUAGAGGGAGAGAUUGGGCUGUGAGGAAUGUAUAAUCCCUUUUCCAGCCUGUCUCAUUUUAUAUUGCAUGCUGCCGCUAUGUACAUUCAACACGCUCCGUGGGAUCCUAGGGG